Molecule: messenger RNA, 1541 nt
Organism: Sclerotinia trifoliorum
Lineage: Eukaryota; Fungi; Ascomycota; Leotiomycetes; Helotiales; Sclerotiniaceae
Source: the annotation of a GenBank genome assembly
GAUGUGGUCACAGCAUUUAAAUUUAUUUGGACCCUUUGAAUUGACUUAUUAACUCCAGGGACCAUUUCAAAGCAUACGUGGGAUCCUAAGCAUUUAAGUAGCUCAAGUUUCCCAGAUCGAUACUUCGAGUUUCAUCCCAACUUUUUAUACUUGAAUUUGGCCAAAAUGCUUCGUCAAUUGUUCCCAAGAGGGGCGGCUUUCGCGAAACCAUACUCCAGAGUGUUAAGACGGUGGGAGGCUUCGUCGAGAUUAUACAGCAUACAAGCAGAAGCUGCUUCUACAAUAAAGUUACAAGAUAUCGACCCUACCAAAUUAACCAUAACCAAAAACACUACCCCUAGUGAACUACUUCCUCCGAAUGAAUUGGUCUUUGGAAGAUCGUUUACAGGCAAGCCCAUCUGAGAACUGUCCACAACUCCAAUCGCUAACCGCUCAUAGAUCAUAUGCUUAGCAUUGAAUGGACAGCCUCUGAAGGGUGGUUGCCCGCACGUAUAACACCUUACCAAAACCUUUCUCUCGAUCCCGCCUCUUGCGUUUUCCAUUAUGCGUUCGAAUGUUUCGAGGGAAUGAAAGCAUACAAGGAUAAAAGUGGAAAAGUAAGGCUGUUUAGACCUACUAAGAAUAUGGAGCGAAUGAACAAAUCCUCAGCUCGCAUUGCUCUGCCAACUUUCGAUCAAUCGGCUAUGAUUGAGUUGAUUUCGAAAUUCGUUGCUAUGGAGAAGCGAUUCAUCCCAGACGCUAGAGGAUAUUCAUUAUACCUAAGACCGACUAUGAUUGGAACACAAAGAACACUGGGUGUUGGACCACCAGGAUCCGCGUUACUGUAUGUUAUUGCUUCUCCAGUUGGACCAUAUUAUCCUACUGGAUUCAAGGCCGUGUCCUUGGAAGCUACAGAUUAUGCUGUGAGAGCAUGGCCAGGAGGAGUUGGAGACAAGAAACUGGGUGCAAACUAUGCUCCAUGUAUAUUGCCACAAUUAGAGGCGGCGAAGAGAGGAUUCCACCAAAACUUAUGGUUAUUCGGAGAUGAAGAGUUUGUCACCGAGGUUGGUACCAUGAAUAUGUUUGUGGCUAUCAAGAAUAAGGAAGGCCAGAAGGAAUUGGUUACUGCUCCAUUAGACGGUACCAUCUUGGAAGGUGUCACAAGAGACUCUGUUCUGUCCUUGGCUCGCGAGAAGCUUACCAAGGAGGGAUGGAUCAUUUCUGAGCGCAAAUACACUAUGAAAGAAUUAUCAGAUGCAUCGAAAGAAGGAAGAUUAUUAGAGGCGUUCGGAGCAGGAACAGCAGCUGUUGUUAGUCCAGUGAGAAACAUCUCAUGGAAGGGCAACUUAGUUGAGUGUGGAUUGAGGCCAGACCAAGAAGCCGGUGAGAUCGCAUUGAAGAUGAAGGAAUGGAUAGAGGCGAGACAAUAUGGCGAUGAAGAGCAUGAGUGGAGUUAUGUUGUACCUAAUUAGCGAACUUCUGUGUGGAUGUAAAUACCUGUAGAGCCGGACGAAUGAAAAGUGAGCGAUAGAAUAUAUAUGUCAUACCUAGAAUCAUAUUGU